AACGAUCGUGCAAUUUUUCAGUGUACUGGCCUAUGAUUUGGAGAAACAUGUCGGCAUACCAGUGGCAAAUUAUUACUCCCCGCACGAUUUUCAAAGGCGAUAACAGAACAAGCAUGAUUGGACAAUCUUGCGCCAUGGACUGUUUUGCAGCCAGCCGUGAAUCGGAUUACACGCGUGACAUCAACUUCAAUGGACAUCGACAUGACUGAUUACCAGCCUCAAAGGGAAUGCCCUUAUCGCUCACGAGUAUUUCCUUCGAAAAAUUAUCUCAAGGAGCACUUUGAAGCGGACAAGGUUAGCGCGCAGAUCGUAUCUAUCAUUGCUUUAUCUCAACUGACUUUGGACAGUAAAUCAUCCUUCAUCUUCUCAGCCAACUCCAACAGGGACUGCUCCCAAGUUUUCGUUAAUUCCAAGAAGCCAGCGAUGGCCCGAUCGGGUAACGGGGAAAUGUUUGAUGUUCGGAUGGUUGCAGUGGCAGCCUGCAUCUUGAGAGACCUUUCAAGUAGGAUUACCCGUCUAGACUCAAGAAACAGGAGGUUUUCCUAACGGUGCAAACAACAUGUCCCGCCCCGCUCCCGUAUUGUUGAGGAUAUCUCCGUCGUAAGAUGAUGUAGAUACAAACGCCGCUUCAGGUCCGAUAAGUAUCCCAUGUCUCUGCUCUGUCUGUCCCAAACCAACAGCGCCGAGCUUCUUCCCUCCAAGACCUAGGGACAUCAAGACUGCUGAAAUCCUCAUCAAAUCGCACCUCCUGUUCAGCCUACUGAUCCGCGGGAGGCAACUCAGCAAUAUGGCCUCACCUCAGAGUUUGCCGUACAUCAUCAAUCACGUAUUCCUCCCGCCAAAAUUACCCCAGAAGGACGAUAAUGAUUUCGAGCAAGAUUCGGCACUGGUACAGGAAUGCGAGGCAGCCUUGACAUCAUUCCAAACUUAUCUCCCCGCCGAAGAGCGUUGGAGAUGGGCAGGCUGUGCCAAGAUGCUCCGUAAAAUACUUGAAAUCAGAUGUCCGCGGGGAGAUAUGAUCCUGGAGAGAUUGGAAACAUCUCUUGCUGAGAUGAGAGAGAGAGGUAAGUUCACUUCAAUUGGAACUUGUGUACCUGUAGCUGACUUGCUCAACAGACACCCUCGCCUUUGAUGUCCGCAGCCAGAACGCGGGACUGAUCGUCCGCCGAUCACCAGAACAGUUCUCAUUUGAGUCUUUCGAACUCUCCCCAACCACGAAGUCCGUUAUGACGACAACAGGGCGACUCCAACGGUGUUUCCCUGGCCCAGCUAUCGCUGUGGGCUUGGAUAAGAUGGCCGACCCCUCUUUCCGUGAGGCUCUUGCAACUUUUCUCACGCAACUGGAUGCCAAUACACCAGAUGAGGCAUGGCCAGUGGUGGUUAAAGCACAGUCCAAGGCUAUCGAGGUUCGAGACACGAUUCAUCCUAAAUUUGUGACGGAGAUGCUUACUGGUAUCCUGCGUGGCAUUGGACAACCCCUCGACGUGGUUCGCAUUUACAAACGUACACGUGAUGAUGUUUUGUGGGAUAACGCAUUCAAACCCUGGCGACGAUCCUCUGUCUGGCUUCUCCUUCGCGUUGCUCUGCAGACCAGCCAUGUGGCCGACCAAGAUGAGCGUAGAGGGUACAAGUCAUUUAUGAUUUUCUUCAUGGCACGUAUCCUGGAGCGCGCAUUGCAAUGUCCCUCCCAAAGCGACAUCUUGUUUGUUAUGCACGCUAAGAUCAGUCGGCGGGUACUGAAACUUGGUCUCAGAGAUGAGGUGCCUUGGAUGCAGUAUGUGCAUGGAACUGUUGAAGCCACUGAUCGAGAACUUGCGAAGAGAUGGGAUAAAGUAGAACAGGACCCAGAUCCCCUCGGGUCACAGCAAUCAUGGAGCACUUCUAAAUUGUCCUUCGACAGCGACACAGAGCUCAGUCUUUCCAAUCUCCGGCCAUAUGUCGACCAAAUUUCAGCCUGUACAGCUGUGCCUUCAAAUGCCAAGGACUACAAUCCAGAAUGCGCGCCUCGUAUCGACUCGCACAGUUCAACAUUUCCGCAAGCCAAGCUUUGUGCGCUCGAAUCCAGCUACGCUACUCGUCUGUCAUUAAUGGACUUGGAGCUUUGGGUACAAGAGUGCCUCGAUACAUGGCUAGCUUCUAGUCUAGACUCUCCAAUGGCCUGUGGAGUCCUUGCAGAGCUGAUCCAAGACUACACCAAAGUCGCAACUUCUGCGUAUGCGAACAACCCGGAAGACAUUUCCCUGAUGCUGCUCACAACUAUGGAUCUAUGGGUGGCUCUUGACAAGUGCGCCACUCAUCAAGAACCGUUAUUGAAAAACUAUCAGCCGGGAUUUCCCCCUUUGCUGUUUGAUCCGCUGCUGCUGCCCAAGAGGAUUCAGAUGGAGCGCUUGGCCCGCGUGGAAAACUACAUCCAGGGGAGGAGGGACAGAUCCACACAUUCGUCAUCUCUCAUCUUCCAAGACAAUGACAAGGCACCGAGCUUCGCAGUUCAGUACUAUGAACAAUCAUUGCACCAUCAACAGCUCCGCCGCGAAAUUGAAGCGGCAGCGACACUUGCACGGGAUCGGAAGUUGGAAGAGUUAGCAGAGAAGAAGGAACAGCAUCGUCGCUUGAUCCAAGAAGCCAACUCAAUCGCAGCCCAUGACGAAGGAACCCGGUGGAACGGCUAUGAAAGCAUUUCUUACCACAGCCCUUCUUCUUGCACAAAGUGUCGAUUGAACAAUGACGCAGAUGAUCUUAGUAUCACUGUUCACGAGUGGCCACUUCCAUAUAUUGAUCUGGAGGCCAAGUCGACUGUGUUUGAACUUGACGUACCGGGAGUUAUUACCAGCUGGCGGGAUAUCACAUACACUCUUCUUGUAGACAUCUUCUCUCCACCUCGCAAUCUGGAAUGCACCGCCAAGAUAUACUUGCUUCGGGAUUUUAAUGGCCUCUAUAGCUACAUCCAACGUCCAGUGGGUAGGCUGCAACUGGCAUCUGAGGCAAAGCCAUUUGUAGUGGCCCACUACCGCUCCAAGAAGCUCCCUCAAGCCACCGAGAAGAAUUUAUGCGUCAAGAACGGCUUGCGCUAUUCCGUAUACGACUCAACCUUAAGUCAGUGGACCUCGAAGCUCCUGGAUCAGUGUGAUGUGCGGAACGUCUGCACUUUCCAGCUUCCGCCUGGGCCUUAUAAGACCUUGCAGUGGUGUUUGGAUACGACCUGUCAUACCCCCAAUGCUGUUCUUGCCAGGCAAGCUGAGUGCCCGAGGGCCCUUGAUCAGCACCAGUUCUAUGCGUUUGGAACCAUGCGAUCGGGCCAUCGGCUUCAGUGGCGCAACUUGGCGCGCGAAUUAACCAUUCGCACUCUUAACUUCAGCCAUGAAGAGACGUACAUGCUCGUGGCUCAGGUGGCCUGGCAGGUGGGUUGCUCGGAUGUAAGGCCGUACGAGUCUCACGUUGACCUAGAGGAAGAAGACUUUGGGAUUUCUUUGCUGUCUACGCUAGGAAAUGCCCUUGGGACCGUGGAGGGGAAUUGGCAAGGCUCGAUUGCGGUACACACCUGUCUCACUCUUGCGACUCGACUACUCUCCGUGUCACCACACAGCAUCGUCCAGAAUGGUUGCUACCAGAUUUUGAGGCGAGUUCGUGAGGUCACUCUGCGCUGGGCCCGGGAUAUCAGCACCCUACUUCGUGGGAGUCAGGAUGCAGAAGCAUCAACGGCAUUGCAUUUGCGGGCGCUUGAAGUGGCGUUGAUAGGCCAGAGCACGUUCGACGUCGAGCGGGAGCAUCUCGCUACGUUGUUACAGUCAGACGAAGACAUUGCAGUCAUUAUUGAAUGCUUUAUCACUAUUCGUGAUCGCUGCCCGGCUACUGUGGAGAGCCUGUCCCAAUUUUCCAAGAUCAUUCUACGGCGAUUUGAGAAGAUAUCAUACUGCCUCGAGACCGAGUUGCGCCAACGGAUCCUGCAAGAUCGGGAAGGCAUCGAUCGCACCGUACAACGGGUCUGGGUGGGAUACCGUCCAGGCAGCCCUUGGACUUCCUUGAAUGUGCCAAAUGAGAGAUGGCUUGUAACCCAGACAUCUGCGGAAGGAGGCGUCUGCUCGAGGACUGUCCACUAUAAUAUUUUGGACGGGAGCCUCCUAGUGGAUGGCAAGCCGCUUACAAGGCUUCCACGGUCUUAUGAGCUACACCCAACUUAUUGUCGAGUCUUUGGCGAGGUGAGAGAUCCCUUGCAUAGAUGAGUGUUUGAGCUAACUUGAUUAUCUAGCAAACCCUAGAGGUGGUCCUAUCAACAAUGAGGGGCAUGAUUUUCGAGACCAGGAAUGAGAUAGAGGGCCAACAGGUAGUUUUCACAGACUAAGGGCGAUCUAUAGGCUAACGGUUUGUUAGGUCCAUUUUCGAAUGCAUGGCACUGAACUUAUUAUUCGAACCCAAAGUCAGCAACAAAUCUGUGAGCUAGUACCUGAUCACGCAAUGCGUGAUGAUUUUCCAUUAGCAUUUGUGAGGGACUACGCCCACUGGCUGGACAUCAGCACAGGGCGGCUUGAAUGGCGCCCGUUGAAAGACGUGUGGACCUCUUCACCUGAAAAUUGGCAGAUGCAGACCGAUGGCCAUCAGAGGUUGGUGUUACGCAGUGGAGGCCGCAAGGCCAUCGAUGUUCGCAGUCCGACGGCCAGGGCUAUUACGCAAAUCCUCAGCCCGCUUGAGCAUGCACCUCAUAUUCACAUAUCUCUGAACUGCGAGACAGGAGCAUUAGAGAUCCACUUACCGCGGAUGAAGCUUGAUUUUAUUCUCAACCACGCUCAGAGCUUGCUCGAGUCGAAGCAGUUUCGGGGGAUGGUCGUGGACGAGCGGCAAUCCUUUGGAGCAUUUACCGGGCUGGAAAAUAAGCUUGUUUUACGCCAGAUUGACCAGUCAUCUCGGUCGGUCCUUGUCCCCCAUGGUACCGUGUCUUUCUCGCCCCAGGGCCAUCAUGUCCGGGUUACGAUUGAUACGACUUCAAGCCUCCAUGUCAAGUACCAUAUCUACGAGAUCGAUAGCCAACUCGGACGUCUUAGAGACAAUGGAAGUCUCCAUAGCCGACUCUUCAAGAUUUAUCUCCACGCGACAACGUCGCACUGCCUUGUCGACCAGCUCACUGGGCGGACGGGCACAGAAGAGGCAUUGCAUGACCUUGCAAGCAAAACAACUCGAUCUUUCAUCCAGCUCAAACCGGAGGACAUUGAGCUUUUAGAGAAGAUUGCCCGCCUGACCCCGCGACGUCAAUUUAAUCCAAAGCAUCUACAAGUGAUGCAGCAGGUGGAUUGGACGUCGCUGUCGCCUCUUUCACAGCACUGCGAAUUUUACAAGCAAGUAGUGUCGAUAUUAGAUCAGGCCAGGUCAUCCCAGACCUUUCAAGAGCAGCCGGUAGCGAUCCCUCGUUUGAAUACGUGUGGCGUACUGUGUCUUCUAGAAAGAGCUGCCAUCCGUGAUUCUUCGUUCCAGGUAGAAGGGUUCGGUGCAGCUGCUUUCACUGUCACCCAGGACGUCACUUACCAUUCCCGAGACCGGUCCAUUGAUGCCGACCGAGAGCUUCGAACCUGCCAGACGGCACAGCUCGUGAACAAUUGGUCAACCAACCUUACCAUAUGCCCACAGUUGCUCUUGGAGAUUGAAUCAUGGGCACAGCCAAUCUACGGUCCUGGCCACGUUGAACUGACGUUAGGGUUUGACCCUAAAUGGUUGGAAAGGCCUGUGGAGUUUCUUUCACGGUAUUGGUGUACCCUCCAAGAUCUGCUAUCCCAGAGCGUGGUUGGGACAGACAAGUAUAAGGUCAUGAUGCUCUUAUCCACUUUCUCUUAUUCUCUCUACGCUGAGCGGGAGCUUAUCCUAACCCUCCUCGCUUUUGCAACCUCCCCAGAAUUGCGAAUGCUUCAGGCUCCCCGCUCUCAUAUCUUUCAGCUUGCCGACGGGUACAGACCGGUACAGAACAGACUAGCCUGUCUAGCAGUAAGCCAGGCGCAAGAGUUUUCCUCAUGUUCUCAGUGCGAUCUUCCAACACUUGCUCACGAGACGAACAAAGUUGCCAAGGCGCGUCGGAAGCGAUUAUACAAAGCCUCGGUGGAUGAGCAGGCAACGAUUUUUGCACAGGAUCUUAUUUCCCAGUGGCCUGCAACCGAUAUGUCUACUCCUACCGGUCCUCAUCUCAGCACGUACAUCAAAGUCCAGCAGGCCAUGGAAAAUGCGCGUCCCGUCUUUGAUAGCUGGCACCGGAACGUACGGUUUCAAAGGUACAUUCAGCAGGUCCAGAAUAUCCUGGAUAGGCUGCCUCCGGAACAACAAGAUUGUCAACUCUACUCCUUUGUGCCACCUGUUGACAGCUAUAUUCCUCGGCGUACUUAUGUCAGCUUUGCCGACUUGACAAGCACCUGCGCUCCUCCUCUCCCCGGUCCCGACCAAGGGCGGCGCUUUGAUGGGUGGGUUAUCCGGGGCAAAAGAGGCGGCGCCGAUCAGGCUAAGCUCAAAGAGUUGGUGGGAAAAGUAGCAUCUCAGUGUUGUAGCACACAUGAGCAGCGAUAUGCGGAUGGUCUGGCCACGAGCUUUGAAGCAAUGCGUGACGAUGACUUGGUGGAACUGAAGGACGUGCCGAACCUGACUCCGCUGCUAGAAACUCACCUGGAGCAAGCUCAGCGUCACAAGAGGGCCAUCUAUGAAAGGAUCCGUCAGCGGUUGUGCUCUGGCUCUCAUCAUCUCGUUCGGGGGUCACGACUGCUCCCUCGCUUAUCCCCGAUCUCGAUUCUCUCGCGCUUAGCCAGCGAUAAGGUCACCACCCUCUCUGAUGGCUGGAAAGCGUCCUGGGUGCAGUAUGGACUGGCCAUAACGAAUGUUCAACGUGCAGAGCGGCUCCUCGCAGCCGCCAGCAAUAAGCUUGAACUCGUAGGUGAACUCGAGAAUUCGGGCCACCAAAACUGGGACCCCUUCGACCGUCCUCAAUGGCUUCUUUUCGAAAUCGAGAACAAUAUCUUAAUCCGCCCGCAACAGGUUUCCAUUGCCAAUGAGACAAUAAAUCCAUCUUCCGGCUCAAACUCCGUCCUACAAUUCAAUAUGGGGUUGGGCAAGUCAUCUGUUAUCAUUCCCAUUAGCGCGGUAGAUCUCGCAGACGGAACACAACUUGUCAGGAUUGUGGUUCUCAAGCCGUUGGCCAUGCAGAUGUUCCAGUUGCUAGCGAAAUUGCUUGGGGGCAUGCUGAACCGACGCAUUGUCUACAUGCCAAUUUCACGUUCACUUGACCUUAGUGUGAGUCAGGGGCGCCAGACCCGUCAAAUAUACGAAGAGUGCAAACAGAGCGGGUCGAUACUCCUUCUUCAACCGGAACAUAUCCUCUCAUUCGAGCUGAUGGGGUUCGAGAGGCUCCUCUCUGGUGACUCGGAGCUAGGCAACGUCCUGAUUGAGACUCAGAAUUGGCUGCACGCCCACUCACGGGAUAUACUCGACGAGAGUGAUGAGAUCCUGAGUGUACGAUAUGAGCUGAUAUAUACCAUGGGCCUGCAGCGUGCUAUCGAUUUCAGUCCCGAGCGCUGGAACAUAGCCCAACAUGUUUUAGGGGUUUUAGGCCAUGCUGCGGACCAUGUCUUGGAGAAAUAUCCCUCUGGUUUAGAAGUCAUGCCUGCGCCACCUGGAGGAUUUCCUCGAAUCCGAAUACUUCAGACCCAGGCCGGUGAGGUAAUAUUGGAGAAUGUCGCAUGGCAGCUCUGCGAAGAUGGCCUACCUGGCGUGCCUGUCUGGAGGCUUUCCGAGCGACUCAAACUGGCCUUAUUCGCGUAUCUUACAAAUCCAAGAGAGAGCGCAAAGUCGUUGCAGGAAUUACAAGACUCUGGUUUCUUGUCUGAAUCCAUCAAAAGUAGCCUGCUUCUCCUCAAAGGGCUUUUUGCGUGCGGGAUCCUCAGAUUUGCCUUGACGCAAAAGCGGUGGCGUGUCAACUUCGGCCUCGAUCCAUCACGAACGCUGCUCGCGGUUCCGUACCAUGCAAAAGACAGCCCAGCGGCUCGCGCGGAAUUCAGUCAUCCUGAUGUUACAAUUGUUCUGACCUGCCUGUCAUAUUACUACGGUGGCCUCUCAGAUCAACAAAUUCGUUCCAGCUUGGAAGUGCUUCUCCAGUCCGACCACGCCCAAGAAGAAUAUGAACGCUGGGUAGAGGAUGCUCCAGGAUUGCCUCGCCCGUUUAGGCACAUUACUAGUAUCAACCUCAGCAAUGCGAGACAGUGCUCGCAAGAGGUGUUUCCGCCAUUGCGAUUUGCGAGGGGCGUUAUUAAUUUUUACCUGUCGGCUAUUGUAUUUCCGACCGAAAUGAAAGAGUUCCCCAGCAAACUCUCAUCAUCGGGUUGGGAUAUCGCGCGAGAGAAAUCUCACCCGACCACGGGCUUUAGUGGGACCAACGAUAGUAGGUACGUGUUGCCACUGUCCAUCAACCAGCGCGAUUUGCCAGCGCAACUCUCAACCAAUGCUGCCGUGCUCGGUUGCUUGUUGCGACCUGAGAAUUACUCUAUAGAUAUCGGACCGACUUCGGCAACAGGAAUGCUUGACGCCCAAGUUCUCCUAGAGAUGAUCUCGUCGAGACCUCAAAUCCGCGUUAUCCUCGACGUCGGGGCUCAAGUUCUGGAACUGCAGAACGAGGAGGUAGCGCGCGCAUGGCUCUCACGUGUCCCAGAAUCCAAGGCGCAGGCGGCUAUUUUCUUUGACAGAUGCAACGAGAUCUGCGUUCUAAGCCGCGAUGGGAGAAAGGAGCCUUUGUCGAUCUCACCUUUUGCCCAGCAGAUGGAUCAGUGUUUGGUCUACCUUGACCAGUCCCACACGAGAGGGGUGGACCUGAAAUUGCCGACAGAUUAUCAAGCAAUCUUAACUUUGGGUCCUGGCCUAACCAAGGAUCAACUUGUCCAAGGUAUUCCCCCUUAUCUAGAUAUUGGUUCCUGCUAACGAUUGACAGCGUGUAUGCGGAUGCGAAAGCUUGGCAAGGGCCAGUCCGUUGUAUUUUGUAGCUCGAUGGAAGUUCAACGCAAGAUCCGGGAGUGUAGCGGCAGGACCGAGGGACCCAUUGAGGUGAUUGAUAUAUUGCAAUGGAACAUGGCGGAGACAUGUGCCUACACGAGCAGGACUAUCCCACUGUGGGCGAUGCAGGGCAUGCGACAUCAGCUUCGUCGUACGGUGUGCUCAUCAUCAAUAGCUACAGAGCAUGCGCAGAGACUUCUUGAGCCUGAGGCGCAAAGCCUGCAACAAAGAUAUGGACAUGACGACGUGUGUUUUAAGGACACGCUCUUCGGUAAUGUUACCGAGGAGACGCUCCUGGGCCGCGAGAAGCAGGUGAACGAGAUCCAACUCAAGUGCCGGGAAUUUGAAGUUGCAGCUUUAGGCAUGGCAACGUGCGAGGAAGAACAAGAGCGUGAGCUCUCUCCUGAGAAUGAGCGUGAACAGCAGACCGAGCUUCCACCACCAUUGCGACCCUGCGUCCACAGUGUUCAUGGCGACGUUCGACAAUUGGCGACACAUGGUUCUCUAAGUCCGUGGUCCGCCGCUUUCCUACCCGCUUUUUCGACGCUUCAUAAUACUACUGCCAAUGCCUACUAUGAAUCAACAGCAUGGCCUCGUGACUUGCUUGUCACGGCCGACUUUGCGAACACAGUUCGAGCGACAGAUGGUCAAGACCUGGACUCCUUCUUAAGGCCGGUGCAUUGGAUCAUACGCUGCAAAAGAGGGAGCGUUGUCAACUAUGUGGUAGUGAGUCCAUAUGAAGCUCAAGAGCUCUUGCCGUUGAUCCGACAGCAUAAGCAAGUAACACUACACAUAUACUCCCCGCGUCUUUCUCUGUCGAUGCCAACCCUUGAAGACCUCUCCUUGUAUGCUAUUCCGGCCGUCCCAGAAUCGUGGUCAGCUCCUGCUAUCAGCAUCCACCUUAACCUCUUUGCCGGUCAGUUGUAUAUCCGAACUUACGAAGAUUACUUGUUACUUUGCAGCUUUUUAGGGCUCUGCUCUCGCCGUCCAGAAAACGGCGUUGAGGUUGCAAGCGAUGGCUUCAUGGGUCAGGCUUGGCGAGCUGCGUCCUGUCCCUUCACUACUAGUCCGUUGGCUUUUGUUAGAACAAUGAUGUUAUUGAGGAGGAAGGGGCAGAGUAUUUCGUUCUCACAUAUCGGUCAACUUCUGAAUGGAGAGUUAAUCACCCGAGAGCAAUUCUCGAGGGAGUAGCAGUAAAUAGCAACAGUGGGAUGUGGACUGGACUUGUUGUGGUUAUAGAAGCAAGCUUGAAGCGGCAUUGUAGCUGGUGUGUCCAGGUCUAUAUUAACCAAGACUGAAACCAAAUUGACCAAAUUGACCAAAGACUAAAUCAACUAAUUCUAACAGUAAAAUGUUUUUGUUCAUUCUCAUAGCUAUUCAUGACCAAACGCUACAAUCUCGAUCUCGUACACAGCGUCUCUCACUACACACAGAACCAAAGCUAUGAUACGCCCCUCACGCCUCUCUUAGUACCAACUGCAGACUACGAGUGCCUUGCCCACACGAAUCGACU
Molecule: messenger RNA, 10516 nt
Organism: Hymenoscyphus albidus
Lineage: Eukaryota; Fungi; Ascomycota; Leotiomycetes; Helotiales; Helotiaceae
Source: the annotation of a GenBank genome assembly